AUGCAGUUGGAUUUAGUGCUUCUUGUAUUACUCGUCACGUCGACAACAUUCUGCAAUGGACAAUUCUUUUAUCAUCAACAGUUAGCGCCUGUCUCACAGCCCUAUGCUCAUCCAUCGGUCGUGGAAAAUUCAGUGCACGAAGCUCAGUUGCCGCCAGAACUUUCGAAGAGUAGUCGCUUUUACAAGAAUCCCCAUAUUGCAGCAGCACUGGCAAAAGAAUCAUGGUUUACAGAUAAAGAAAUGCCAGUACUUGACCGUGAGGCUGAGAAGAUACCACGUGAUAUGGUAUAUAAAUUAUUUAAAAAUGCCGGCUAUAUCAAACGUAGAUGA
Calliphora vicina (urban bluebottle blowfly) is the source of this 330-nucleotide messenger RNA. RefSeq lists its product as uncharacterized. The record is from RefSeq and is a predicted model, not a curated record. The transcript has a single exon. Lineage: Eukaryota; Metazoa; Arthropoda; Insecta; Diptera; Calliphoridae. Bases 1 to 330 code for a protein of 109 amino acids.